This is a messenger RNA of Schistosoma haematobium, 5712 nucleotides long. RefSeq lists its product as uncharacterized. NCBI's taxonomy places the organism in Eukaryota, Metazoa, Platyhelminthes, Trematoda, Strigeidida, Schistosomatidae. The record is from RefSeq and is a predicted model, not a curated record. The transcript has 5 exons. The coding region runs from base 4017 to 4556 and encodes 179 amino acids.
CACCCAGGUGAUUUGUGUUGUGACCCCCUCUUAAGGUAUGCUGCUUAGUCUCAUCUGAUUUUACGCUAGUAAACUUCAUGUUGUUCCAUAGUAAUCGGUGAUCGCCUUAUAUACCGUCAUUGUUUUUUUCUUCAUAAAUACGUGGGAUUCCACGUUUAAAGUGGUCGGCCGGACGAGUUUUAUUGGUAAAACAAUGAUAAGUCGACAACCUUAGGCGAAUUCGGGAGUGAGUGUAAGGUUAAUCAAUUCAGAAUGCAGCCUUCGUGUGAAAGCUCUAAAACAUAAAGUAAUAGAAUCACAGAUUAGUAAUUUUAAAUGUUCACUUUUCAGUAAUAAGGACAGGUCUAUCGACCUAUGUUAAUCCUUGAAGUUUGUAACACUGUGGAGGUCCAAUAUCGUUUUGAAUAUAUCGAAAGAAUGUGGUAUUACGUGUUCUGGCAGAAAAUUCCAGUAGUUCACUACUCAGUGCAAGAAACGAAACUACAGAUGUAGACAAUUUGAUCUCGGUUUUUGAGCUUUCUUAUUGUUGUUAGUGUUACAUAUCGAUAAGUUGAGCUAGAGUUCAUAGUUGUGCAAUAUGUACGGACACUUAAUCUUAGCUUUGUAUCUUUUAACAUUUAACUCUUAGCACUAAAGCUUCUGAACACUAACUUAAAACCCCUAUACUCCCAACGUAAACACAUUUGGCUCCAUGUUCAUCAUGUUUGGUUCUACCUUCUAUUUCCAGACUGCAUUUUCCUCAUCAUGUUUGUAUCUAAUUUUGGGAGAUUGUUGAUAGAGAGAGCACCAGUUCCAGAAUUGACAACCUGAGUAGAGUACAUAAGACUUUAGCCAGAUGACUUUUAUCCUCGGUCGUGGAAUAAAUGCAUAUAGUGAAAACAGUAGUGAUGAAAAAAUAUUCUGUCAGCAGUAUGGUUCAGGCUGAAAUGAGGAAUCCUUUGUUGACCCCAUCGACCUGGCAAGUGUUCACCUUCAUAUAUAAACUGGACUUUACAUAUAUAUAUCCUUAACAAGUAUAUGUGUGAUCAGAUUGCUCGAAACGUAUUGCGCUAAUAUAUCACACAGUUCCAAUGAUCUCCAUCUUCUUAUUACACUAUUCGAAUUUGUCAAAGGAACUAAUUGCUUAUAAUGUUGUACUAACCAUUUUGGUUAAGAAACUGGAGUCAGUUAUUUCAAACAAUCUUAACGGGACUCUAGCUUCCUACCAGAAUGUAUAGUACCAUAACAAUAUAACCGCAAAUAUACACAGGAUAGUUCUCGUCAACAAACGAUUCCUCAUUUCAGGCAGAACAACAGAAUAUUUUUCAUUGCUAUUGUUAUCAAUAUAUGCAUUAAUUCCAUAUUAGCCUGUUUUACCAAUAAAUUUUAAAUACACGUUUGCAUAAUUUCAUCAAAUUCUUUUGUCAUCAAGUUAGGUUUUUAGUCGUAGCCUUUAUUGAGUUUUGAUUUCUGACCGGAUUUUCCAUCCUUCAAGACGACUUAUCAGCGAUAAGCAUUGUCACAUCGCUGCAAGUUCAUGACACGUCCUCACUCUCGUGUUUUGGCCAUCGCGUUUGUCAUAGUCAUAUGUAUCCUGUUGUCUACCUACAUAUAUAAUGUUUGUGAGUAAAUUUUAUUAACACAUAUGCCUUAGAAUCAUAAAAGGAGCGUGAACAUUGUUAGACGUAGAGGUUUUUCUUCUGAACUGCAAUACUUCGGUAAGAGUUACAAGGUUUUAGAAAGGUAUUUUGUUUUCUAUUCUUUGUUUGUCUACAACUUAUUCAUCAGGCACACUGCUUGUUUAGAAUUCCUUUAAUAUAUUUUCUCUUUGAAUUGGUAAACGGUGCACUUCAUACGUGCUAGACACUGAAAUAAUCAACAUAGUGUAGGGGUAGGUUGGAAGAAAUCUAGGGUCGGCCAGACCAAAACAUGGCACAAAUCCAUAAAGUCGCUGACAAGUGGACUGAGCCAUGUUGGUAGGUGUAGACUACCUGGUUGGGAUCCGCGAGAUGAUAGCAAUCGAUGGUUAGAGACCUUGAAUGACAUGGCUCAAAAUCGUUUGCAAUGGCUCAGGUGCAUCCACUCUCUUUGUUUUCCCAAAUUCUAGUCUUUUGAAUUCUUCAUGUCCUUUUUUUUCUCUUUCCAAAUUUACUUCACUGGAUUAUACUCUUUGAAUAACAUAUUCAAACCCUAAUUUUUCCGAUUACUGCUAAAAAUUUUACUACCUCUACCACUAUGGGAUUUGAAUCGACAACUGCAUCUGUGUGCGUCGACAACUUCUGAUCAGCCCUAAUGGAUUGGUGUCUGACGAAAUCUCAGCACGGAUUCGAGAAGCUCGUUUGGCUUUUGCCAACGUACAUCACCUAUGGCGAAGGCGAGAUAUCCGUCCACCAAUUAAGGGACGAGUAUACUACGCGGCAGUUCGUUUUGUUCUACUUUACGGCUGACAAACGUGACCACUAAGAGUAGAAGAUAUUCGUAAGCUAAUAGUAUUUGACCACAGAUAUCUUGGAAAUAUAGCUCGCAUCUACUGGGAUCACUGAGUAAGUAAUAGUAAGGUUAGACACAGGGUAUUAGGAAAUGAUGGUAAGUCAGUUGACGAAGUUGUGAAUCUUCAUCGACUAAGAUGAUUGGGCCACGUGUUGCGUAUGCCUGAACACCGAUUACCAUGACGCGCAAUGCUGACUAGUGUUGGGGAUGGUUGGAAGGAAGUUAGGGGCGACCAAACCAAAACGUGGCAUCAGUGCUUUAGGUCACCAACUUCUGGUCUGAACCAUGUUGGUAGAUGCUGGCUACUUAGUUGGGGUCCGUGUGACUAUUGUAACCAAUGGUUGGAGACUGAGUGACAUGGCUCAGAAUCGAUCACAAUGGAGUAGGUGUAUACACUCUGUGUUUUCCCUUAAAUCGUGAGAUUACAAUUACUCUAUACCUUUCUAAUUCUUUGUUCCUGAAUUAUAUCCUUAUACACAAUCUUUUAUACAUUACUAUCAUUGAAGUAACUAAUUCUAUGAAUUUGGUGUUCAUCUUGUUGUGCUAAUAAGGUGUGUCGACUUGAACCGACGCAUAUAUGUUCCUGACCCUACGUUGUAGCUGACUGACAAUAAAAAAAACGUACAACCGAGUUAACUUAAUAAUAUUAAUAUGGGAAGAAGAAAAAUUAAAACCUAGCUUAGAAACGUGAUUCUGAUCCUCAAAUAUUUCUUAUAUACGAUAACUACUAGCAGCCGUAACAUGCUUAAAUUAUAAAUGCCUGAAAAUUGUUAAACGUGUGGGAUGGGAACUGCAGUGAUAUUUUGCUCAAGAUUUACAGAGAGGUAGAAGAUGAAUGUAUUUGCGUAAUCGUUGGAGAUUUUAAGCGAUAUUCAUGGAAGGUUUUCAGUCAUUCUUAGCAGUCUUGGCAGUUGCUUCCAGCAGGCUUGCAUUUUCGUACUCGGGCCGGACUAACAUUCACUGUUUCCAUAGAUUAAUGUCAUAUUCUAGUCGAAUAAAUAAAGGCAGUUAUGUCCUAGUAAAUAGUCCACUUUGAUCGUAUUUACUUCAAUUUUAUGUCGAUUCAUUUUUCCUGUUUAACUCGUAUUUUAGAUAUUAGGGCCUCAUCACCGAACUCUACUUGUCGUCAUACAAAACAAAGUCCCAUACUCGUUGUUGACGAACUAGGAUAUCUGUGUAAUUAUUUUAACCUCCUGACAAAUAGUUGUUGCCCGUUUCAAAACUUAACACAGCGCUUUUUUUGUCAUUCAUGCAAAUCUAAUUACUGCUGUUCUAUCUACGAACAUUGUGUUUCUUGCUGCCUCAAUCCAAUUAAUAAAUCCCUGUGGAAUAAAGUUCGGAAUCUUAGUGCUAACUAUAAACGUCAUCUACAAUUAGCUACAGAUGCAUUCGAAUUUUGUAUAGCAGUUUGUAGAACUUCUUCACUAAGUGUCUUGCAUGAAAAUCGGUACCGCAAUUUGGAAGAACUUUAUUGCUUUGGGCUGAAAAGUUCAAAUACUCCAACACACUGAUUGACUUAUCAGUAAAUUUUUAUAGAUUUCAUCAAUAUGUCACUAGAUCAUUGUAAAAAUUUGGCCUACUAUCUACUAACUACAAAUUAUGCUCCAUAUCAAAAUGAAAAGUUGCAACACUUGUUUGGUCAUAUUAAUGAUGAUAAAAGUGGUAAAACACGGAGAAAACCUCUUUCGAAAGCUCCUACUACUGCAAACACCACUAACAGUGUUACUGUCAACAUAUCCUUGCCUGUAUUAUCUAGAAAUACUCAACAAAAGAAACAUUAUAAUUUCUUAAUAAAAAUGCUUAAACGUGACAGUCUCUUGCCAGAAUCACUAUGGAAUAACGUUUAUAAUCAACUAUGUGAUAAUUUUGUUCGUGAAUUAAAUUCUUUGCAUCGGAAUUUUCAUCAACUCACAUCUACCAGUGCAUUUGUUAAUUAUGUUAUUCAAUAUUUGGGACGUUCAUUUAGUAUGAAACAUAAUAUUAUUCAGUUAACCGAUAUUGGAUUAUCAGAGUCAUUUAAACAUAAUAAUAUUGACAAUACUUCAGUGAGUAAUAAGCUUCGUUUAGUUUGUGUUAAAAUAGUUUGAUUAGUUUCUUCAUUGGUUGUAUAGCUUUAAAUGAUCCUAAAUUGUUCGUUGUAUACUUCCAUUUAUUGGUGAUUUUCCUCUUUUUUAUUUAUGUUAUACCUUUAGUUUUGCAAACUAUUUCACAAACUUUUAAAUUUACAAGUGUAUGUAAUUUGUGUACUUGUUUUCUGAAAUGUUUUUUUUUACUUUAUCUAUUCUCAUAAUGCUUCCCAUGUUUAUUUUUAUAGAUCCAGAGAUAUUCUUUUUACAUUUGUUUUCUUUUAACGAUAAAUACAUUUUAUUCCUUAUCCUUACGGAAACUAUGUAUCCGAAAAUUUCUUUUAUCCCUUCAACCCUAAGUGUAUACAUAUUUAUUUUAUUUUAUUUUAAAGUUCCUCUACUGUCUUGGAAAAAUCGACUACAUUUUUUGAUAUUACUAAACAGUAGUAUAAAUGAAUUGGUUUUAUUAGAAGUGAACAUUUUGUUUUAUCAAAGUACUUUGUGCUUCAUUUCCGUUUAAUUUCUUUUUAACUAGAUUUCAUUGUUAGCAAAACACCUAAAUUAGAUUUGAAUUAUGAAUUUAUCUCGUUGAAGUAUCACGUUUUAAAUUAGUCAGUAAGCCACAAAGUAAAACCUGUACGUAUGUACAUCGGUUCAAGUUGUCAUACCCCAAUAGCACAGAGGGAUGAAGUCAGGCCAAAUCCCGGAAUAGUAGAGGUAGUAACAGUAUCAGAGGUAAUAGGAAAUAUUAGGCAUCGAAGACACUGCUCGUAAAGAAAAUAUAAACUAGCGAAAUGAAAACAGAAAAAAAUUAUGAGGAAUUUAGAAUCUUAGGAAUCGGGGGAAGACAAUAAAUGGAUACACUUGCGCCGUUCCUAACGAUUUUAAGCCAUGUCAUUCAAAGUCUCUAACCAUUGGCUACAAUAAUCACGAAGACCCUAACCAGAUAGUCCAUACCUACUUACAUGGCCGAGUCCAAUUUUCAUUGACCGAUGCCCUGUUUUAUUUUGGUUGCCCUCAGUUUUUUUCCAGCCUAGUCCUGCACCAGAAAACAUUGCCCGUCAAGAUAGGCGGUGGUUGGGUAUACGAAACACAUCCCAGCCACCUCAGUUGAUCACGAUUUACUACCUCAUCAGUCGAUUUACCGUCCUUACCCAGUACUCUACUCCUAGACCAG